This is a messenger RNA of Closterium sp. Yama58-4, 2763 nucleotides long. The record is from the annotation of a GenBank genome assembly. NCBI's taxonomy places the organism in Eukaryota, Viridiplantae, Streptophyta, Zygnematophyceae, Desmidiales, Closteriaceae.
AUGGUAUCCCCCUCCAUGUGUCCUUCCUCGCCCUGCCCAUGUGUCCUCUCCCUAUCACUCGCAGUUCCCCUGCUCAUCACCCUCGUUUCUUGGGAAAAUGCCCGCUGCAAGUGCGGGCGCUGUGCGUCAGCCGCCCUCUCCCAUUCCGUUCUAACUGCCAUCUCUCAUUCCUUUCCAGCAUCUCUCAUUCCUUCCCAGCCUCUCCCCAUCCCCUUCCCUGUCACCCUUAUCCCUGUCCCCCUUAUCCCUGUCCCCCUUAUCCCUGUCCCUUUAUCCCUGUCCCCCUUAUCACUGUCCCCCUUAUCCCUGUCUCCCUUAUCCCCGUCCCCUUUAUCCCCGUCCCCCUUAUCCCCGUCCCCCUUAUCCCCGUCCCUCUAUCCCCGUCCCCCUUAUCCCUGUCCCCCUUAUCCCCGUCCCCCUUAUCCUGUCCCCCUUAUCCCUGUCCCCCUUAUCCCUGUCCCCCUUAUCCCCGUCCCCCUUAUCCCUGUCCCCCUUAUCCCCGUCCCCCUUAUCCCCGUCCCCCUUAUCCCUGUCCCCCUUAUCCCUGUCCCCCUUAUCCCCGUCCCCCUUAUCCCUGUCCCCCUUAUCCCUGUCCCCCUUAUCCCCGUCCCCCUUAUCCCCGUCCCCCUUAUCCCCCGUCCCCCUUUCCCCGUCCCCCUUAUCCCUGUCCCCCUUAUCCCUGUCCCCCUUAUCCCUGUCCCCCUUAUCCCUGUCCCCCUUAUCCCUGUCCCCCUUAUCCCUGUCCCCCUUAUCCCUGUCCCCCUUAUCCCUGUCCCCCUUAUCCCUGUCCCCCUUAUCCCUGUCCCCCUUAUCCCUGUCCCCCUUAUCCCUGUCCCCCUUAUCCCUGUCCCCCUUAUCCCUGUCCCCCUUAUCCCUGUCCCCCUUAUCCCUGUCCCCCUUAUCCCUGUCCCCCUUAUCCCUGCCCCCAUUAUCCCUGUCCCCCUUAUCCCUGUCCCCCUUAUCCCUGUCCCCCUUAUCCCUGUCCCCCUUAUCCCUGUCCCCCUUAUCCCUGUCCCCCUUAUCCCUGUCCCCCUUAUCCCUGUCCCCCUUAUCCCUGUCCCCCUUAUCCCUGUCCCCCUUAUCCCUGUCUCCCUUAUUCCAUCCCCUUCCCUGCUUCCCCCCAUCCCCUUCCCUGCUUUCCCCCCUCCCUUUUUCUGCUCCCCCCCCUCCCCUUCCCUGCUUUCCCGCAUCCCCUUCCCUGCUUUCCCCCAUCCCCUUCCUUGCUUCCCCCCCUCCACUUCCCUGCUUCCCCCAAUCCCCUUCCCUGCUUCCCCCCCACCCCAUUCCCUUCCCCCCCAUCCCAUUCCCUGCUUCCGCCCAUCCCCUUCCCUGCUUCCCCUCACCCCCUUCCCUGCUGCUCCCCCCCCCAUCCCGUUCCCUGCUCCCCCCCAUCCCGUUCCCUGCUCCCCCACAUCCCGUUCCCUGCUUCCCCCAAUCCCGUUCCCUGCUUCCGCCCAUCCCAUUCCCUGCUUCCGCCCAUCCCAUUCCCUGCUCCCCCCCAUCCCCUUCCCUGCUUCCCCCCAUCCCCUUCCCUGCUUCCCCCCAUCCCCUUCCUUGCUUCCCCCUAUCCUCUUCCCUGCUUCCCUCAAUCCCGUUCCCUGCUUCCCCCAAUCCCGUUCCCUGCUUCCCCCCAUCCCAUUCCCUGCUUCCGCCCAUCCCAAUCCCUGUUUCCCCUCACCCCCUUCCCUGCUCCCCCCUAUCCCGUUCCCUGCUUCCGCCCAUCCCGUUCCCUGCUCCCCCCCAUCCCCUUCCCUGCUUCCCCCCAUCCCAUUCCCUGCUCCGCCCAUCCCAUUCCCUGCUUCCGCCCAUCCCAAUCCCUGCGUCCCCUUAUCCCCUUCCCUGCUCCCCCCCAUCCGUUCCCUGCUCCCCCCCAUCCCUUUCCCUUCUUCCCCCUAUCCCCUUCCCUGCUUCCGCCCAUCCCGUUCCCUGCUCCCCCCCAUCCCCUUCCCUGCUUCCCCCCAUCCCGUUCCCUGCUUCCGCCCAUCCCAUUCCCUGCCCCCCCCAAUCCCCUUCCCUGCUUCCCCCAAUCCCCUUCCCUGGUUCCCCCCAUCCCCCCCCGUUCCUGCUUCCCCCAAUCCCGUUCCCUGCUUCCCCCUAUCCCGUUCCCUGCUUCCUCCCAUCCUCUUCCCUGCCCCCCCCCCCAUCCCCUUCCCUACUCCCCCCUUUCUCCCUGUCCCCUUCUCCCUGUUCCCUGUCUCCGUGUGGCGGAAGGUGUACGUGGUGCGGAGCGUGUUGGAGGAGCGGUUUGAUGUGGUAAUCACCGAUGACGCCAUUCUCUGGCAAGUCAACCCCCGCCAAGCUGAGGGGAGUGCCAACUCACACCCGGUCGUCGCCAAAGGCGAUCUCUACACAGCGUGCAACAACACACGCAUGCUCAAGUUCUUUGACGACUGGAUUUCCCUGGCACAAGUGAUGAGCGCCUCUCUCUCGCACUUUCGCCCCUCCCUGCCACAAUGCUGCCGCCUCUUGUGCCUGCUGCCUGCUGCCCACGCCUUCCCUUCCACCUCUCCCACACCAUGUGCAUUUCAACACACCAACGCAAUCCCAAUCGCUCUUCCACUCACUCUACUCUCUCCCCAUUCCCUCCCCCUUUGCUCCUCUUCUUCCGCGCGGCAGACCAUCGAAGCGCCACAUCCAGCAGAUCUUCGACUGGAUCUGCCCCGAGACGAACCCGCCACCGCCACACCGCUUAUGGAGCGGUACCUGCCCACUCCGCACUUCGGCGGGUUCUGCGAGAUGGCUUCUCUUCUGUUGGAACUGUGA